This is a messenger RNA of Sceloporus undulatus (fence lizard), 8140 nucleotides long. RefSeq names its product Rho GTPase activating protein 25 (gene ARHGAP25). The record is from RefSeq and is a predicted model, not a curated record. The transcript is spliced from 24 exons. Gene Ontology annotation, biological process: negative regulation of small GTPase mediated signal transduction; signal transduction; activation of GTPase activity. Gene Ontology annotation, cellular component: phagocytic cup. Gene Ontology annotation, molecular function: GTPase activator activity. NCBI's taxonomy places the organism in Eukaryota, Metazoa, Chordata, Lepidosauria, Squamata, Phrynosomatidae. Bases 3026 to 5017 code for a protein of 663 amino acids.
GACUCUUAGGACCCAUGCGUCAUUUAAACAGCAUACCUCCAAAGAGACCCGAAGCAGCUUUAUUUUGGCAGUCUGUAACAGGCCUCAGUUUCAGAGGCAUUGCUGGUGUGCUUCCCAACUUAAAAAUCAGUGCUCAUUUCAUGAGUAUUUAGAAUUUGAACCCAGCUCUUGGUCAUUAAGUGACAGCAUUGUUUUUCUUUGAAGACCUUCUUUUAGUUCCUUAUCUUUGGACAGUCCACAGUCCAGAGGAAUGUGGUUGGUUAGCUUUUGGAAAGGUCUGCGUUCGAAUUACAAAACACGAGGACGAGAAUUUAGGAUUUUCUGCUGGAGAGUUGUAGUCCACACUCCUGGAUAGAGAGUGGAGUUUCCCUAAGUUUAUAGGUCCCUCCCCAAACUACACAUCCCACCACCUCAGUUAAAAUGGGAUCAAACUCCUAUUAACUAGAUACCCUUGUAAAGAUGGGGCAGUAUUUCACCUUCCUAGGGUUUGGGGGAGACAUAGUAAGAGGACCAAAGGUGACAAAAGGAUGUGUCAGGGUAGCGUUUGUUGGGGCCUGAGUUCAAGGGAGCUGCGGUGGAGUCGGUCAAGGUUUUUAAUAGGAUUUAAAAGGUUGGUGAAAAGAGCAGGGAAGCAGUGAUGGAAAAAAGAGAUACAGAAAUCCAGGUUGGGUUCGACCCAAUGUCAUCUUUGCCCCAUUAAUAGCCCCCCAUGCAUGCUUUGCCUAGUAGCAGUUAUGGAGUGGUUUUCAACUGGAGUCGUGACAGCUGGAAUCCCCUUUGCCUUUUUCGCCUGCGCUUGAAGGAGAUGACCCCAAAGACAACUUUUGGGGAACACUCUUAGGGGUUUCUCAAGGAAACAGUCUCUUAUUAUCUACAGAAGUCAUAUUCCUCCCCAAGCCAGUGCUGAAAGCAGCUUUUGGGGUACACUCUCAUGGGUUUCUCAAGGAAACUGUUGCUCCCUCAUUAUUUGCAGAAGACAUAUUGUUACCCAAAGGGGUCCCAAAGAAAACUUUGGGGGUACACUCUCAUAGGUUUCUCAAAAGAACUGUUACUCUCCUAUUAUUUGCAGAAGCCCUGUUGCUCCUGAAGACAACUUUUGGGGUAACACUCUCAUGAGUUUCUCAAGGGAUCUCUUGACUCUUACUGUUUGCGGAAGUCCUAUUGCUCCUCAAAAGGGGCUCCAUCCCUUUCUACAUUCCAUAACCAGCUUUCGAUGACCGAUUCCUUGCUUGGCCUCCGCAAUUAUGGCCGAAGCAGGUGUCGAAUCCGCUCUGGGUUCCAGUCCAAGCUUUAAAGGAGGCACCCAUGGUGUUUUCAUGGCGGGAACAGUUUCUGCACCUUUUGCAGCUCCCUUAAAGUUCAGACUAAAACCAGGUGCAGAUAUACUAUACCUCCCUCUCCAUUGAUAUUGGGGCUGCUCAUCCACAUUUCCUUCUGCUAACAGCUCUUUCAAGUUUGGAAGGGAAUAAAAAUAUCUUAGCAAGAGUGCCCAGUUGAGUGCCCAGUAGCUCAGGACUGGCACGACUGGCCAUUACUGGUGUCCAGCAUCGUGCCAGUGAGGAAUUGUGAACUCCUAUCGUGUUGAGCCUUUCCAGAAAACACACUUUGUGCUGACGCUUCUUUUGUCGUUGUGACGUCUUUCUUCCUUCCUCCUCCGCCCCAGUUCCUCUUCUUUAGAUCUGAUGCAUUUGUUCAUUUCACCCCAUCCGCUUUUCCUCUGUGCGUUGUCGCUUUUGACUGAGGGACGUCGGUGGGAUUGUGUUUUUUAUUUCAAUCUUUUAUUUUUAUUUUCCUUUUAUUGUUACCGCAAAGACACCGAAGGCUUGCCUCUGGUUUUGCUUUUCUUUUUUUCUUUUGACUGUCAGAAUGUGAAAUAUUGUACAAAGGUAUUUUACCCUAUUUAUAUACUGUAAUGUUAUUGUUAAAUAAAAAUGUAUCUACGAUAAUUGGGUGCGUGUGCGUUUAUUUCUUCAAAACUGUUCUUCACGGCGGCAUGGAACAUGGGCAAUAUUUUCAGUUGUGUGGUCAAUUGACUUUUAGGUUUUCAGCAUUGAAUGCACACAACAUCAAAGCACACAACGACACAAUGGUCCGAUCUCACCAUUCAGAUCUUUUCCCAGCCUCAAAUUGCCACACUAAUACAAAAAAGAAAAAGUUUAACAAAGUCAUUAAUACAAGUUCACACUUUCUGUAUCGCAGGACAGCUGCUCCUGUUUGGCCAAGGACUCCAAAACCCAUCUGCCUUCUGGCAAAGGCCAAACUCACUACAAAAAUUAUGCUGUGAAGCCCAGAUGACAAAAACAGAGAGCAUUGUCCUUUGGACCUCAUGUGAGAUGUAUAGUUUGUUAGAAAAGAGGAAAAGACUCAAAGCAGAAGACAGGAGGAAAAGAGGAGGAAGAAGAAAUGUUGGAGGGUAUGCAUGCCGAAAGCCCCUUGUUACCAGCCUCCAAACAAAACCGAGACGUUGCAAAUCUGAAAACCCUUCUACUUUUUGUUAGCUGUUUCCUGGAAGUAUAGGUAGAUGGGCAGAAAUGCUUGGUGCGCCUUUGUGUGUGUGCAACCACAUCAUCUGCACCAAGAGGAGGCCCACUUCCUUGCGCAUUAAGACAGAAGAAGUACCAGGCUGUUCUGCAAAUUGUAGUGUUCAGAGUGGAUUUGGGUCUGUAAAACGACAACAACAAUGCAUGCAAAACUCUGCAUCUUGGCAACAUCCUGAAAGGCUGCUGAGGACUAAGGGAAUCGUCAAAGGAACCGAAAUUUGGAAAGAGACUGAAUUUGGAAGAGCAAGAUAUAUAUAUAUAUCUUAAAAGAAAGAAGUCCUUCUAUGGGUUUCCGACGAAGGAUCACACGCUGGUGAAGAGGAAGUUGGUGGCAAACCGACGAGACUUGCCUUUUCUUUCCCCAAGUGAGCAGAGAAGAAUGUGUUUUAAAAAAUCACCCGCUGCGCACAAACGGCGAGAUUUGUGAACAAGAGCCAUAAUUUGGACGUGGCCACAAAGACCUUCUUCUCGCAGGUGGAGCUGGGAUGUCUCUCAAGCUGCCGCGGAGCUGGGACUUCAGCCUGAAGAUGGACAUGUCCAAAAUAGUUCGCUCUCAGAGCAUGAUGGCGGUCGAAGCAAAGGGCUCCGGUGGCACGUGGUUCUUUCCCUCCAAGACACUGGAGCGGCCCCUCAAAGCCGGAUGGUUGAAGAAGCAGCGCUCCAUCGUCAAAAACUGGCAGCAGCGGUACUUUGUCUUGAAAGGGCAACACCUGUAUUACUUCAAGGAUGAAGACGACCUCAAGCCACAGGGUCUGGUGCAACUUCACGGCAGCACCAUCAAAGAAGUGGGAGCCACAUUGGAUGAAGUUGGAAAGUUUAUCUUCGAAAUCAUCCCAGGAGACCAGAGUCGAACUGGGCAAGACUCCUGCGUCCUGAUGGCCAGCUCCCAGACUGACAUGGAGGAGUGGGUCAAAUUCCUCCGCAGGGCAGUGGGAUCUUCAUUGGGAGUGGUUUUUGGCCAACAGCUGGUAGAAACCAUGAUCUACGAGCAGAGAUUUGGUCAGCAUCCUGUUCCCAUAUUGGUUGAGAAAUGUGCAGAGUUCAUCAGGACACAUGGCCUUAAGGAAGAAGGGAUCUUCCGGCUCCCCGGCCAAGACAACCUUGUGAAGCAGCUGCGGGACGCCUUUGACGACGGACAGAGGCCCUCCUUUGACCAAGAUACUGAUGUUCACACAGUGGCUUCUUUGCUCAAACUUUAUCUCCGGGAACUUCCUGAACCAGUUGUGCCUUGUACACAAUACGAAGACUUCCUUUUGUGCGGACAACUUCUAUCGGCUGAUGAGGCCAAGGGCCAUGAACAGUUGGCGAAGCAGCUGGCGCUCUUACCCCAAGACAAUUACAACCUUCUCAGCUAUAUCUGCAGGUUCCUGAAUGAAAUCCAGCUGUGUUCAACAACCAACAAGAUGAGCGUGGAGAACCUGGCGACCGUCUUUGGCGUCAACCUCAUCAGGCCCAAGAUGGAGGAUCCUGUGACCAUCAUGAAAGGUACCCCACAGAUCCAGAAAGUGAUGACAGCCAUGAUCAGUGAGCAUGAAAAGCUCUUUCCCCCUUCCAAAGACACAGCGCCUUCCCCACCUCCCCAGAAGAACGAUUCCAAGAAAUCUCCGGUGCCACGAAACGCGGUCGGCUGGGAUGCUGUGCAAACGCCACUCACAUCCAGGGGUGAGAUUCGGACCCUCUGGGAAGUGAAAGACGAUCUAGAAUCUUCCAGCUCCAAACCGGCUGACAGGAGAGAUCCAUUGGCAGAAGAUAAUGGGGAGCUCCAACCCAAAGAGGCAAUGGACUCCUGGAACAGCCAGACUCGAAAAAGGACUCAGACCCUUCCCAACCGGAAAUGUUUUGGGGAUGUUUCGUCCAACCAAGGGGACCAAAGCAUAGCCAGAAACGACAUUUUUAAUAGCAGCUUUUGGACAUCGACAUCUUCCCUGGUCCAGUCCGGUCCUAUUUCCUCCGGAGGUAGACACAAGAGGACAUUGUCACAAGGGCUUUCCAAGUUCUUGCAUUUCCCUCAAGCGUCAGAUGCCUCCUGUUCUGUGCAGGAAAGCAAGAAACAGACUCAAGAGGGAGAGGGUCCAUUGCCUCAAGGAAGCGAGGAACCAGGAGAUGAUUUUCAGCCGAGCGAAAUGGUCAGUCCUGGGCAAAAUGGUCCCACGGAUCCAGAUCCUGACCCUGAAGACAAGGUUUGCCAUCCAGAAGACCCUGAAUUACUCAGGAAGAUGAUUGUGGAGCUGAAAGAGGAGAUGGAGGCACAGAGAAAAGACUAUGAGGAGCAAAUUAGGAGCCUUGAAAAGGAAAACUACGAAGUCUGGGCGAAAGUGGUGAAGCUCAAAGAAGAGACCGAGAAAGAAAGGAGUAAAUCUGCAGGGUUGGAGCGGAUGCUUCAGGAGAUCAGGUCUUCCAGGGAUGACAUGGAGAAGAAAAACAAGCUUCUAGAGGACUCUUUGAAGGCCAUGAUCCAGUCCGCAAAAAAAAACUGAAGAGAAGGAUUGCCUCUCUGGGUCUAAACCAGCCGUUUCCCAUUUGGGGAAACGUUGACAAGCCAUUGCAUGGUGGCUGCUCUUCCUUUGCAGAAUUAUCACACUGGGACACAUGGUUGGUAAGGAUGGAAAUGAUAUUCUUUUCCUGGUCGAAAAGUGGGUUUCCUGAGACUGGGAAACCUAGUUGGGAAGAAUACGACAUUGGUAAGAAUUUUAGCCAUGUGGUUUUGACAUGUAAAAUUGCUAUUUCUGUGUCAUGUUUUAAUUGUGGAGUCAAGCAAGAACAAAGGUAGCAAAACCUAAGGAGCGCCCAAUAAAAUCCAACCAGAAGAAAGUGGAUAUACAUCUCAAGGGGCUCAAUUGAUGGACAUUUUGCUGUGAACAAAAAAAGCCCAGUGGCCUGUAAUGCUCUCAAGGCUUUUUUUCAACAGAGCUAUUUCCAAUGUAACUUCAGAAAUGUCUAAAGCUCCAAAAAUUCAGAAUUUGGCAGAAAUUGUGUUUGAACAAAAAAAAAAAAAAAAAAAACCAACCACAAAAUAUAUUUGCAAACAAAACAUUUUCUUGUGGAAAAAUGUUCGCAAAAAGGUCUGCAAGUUUUGAAAAACCACUUGAAGCAAUGCAGAGAGGGGUGCCAUGCGCCAAAUCCAUUUAACCCGUGCCUUUUUGACACUGAUGUUCUGCGUCUUUUUGGAUAAAUUGAUUCUGCGCGAGUGUGAACCAGACGUGGAUCGGAAUCGAUUUAAAUUGACGGCUAGAGUGGGUCCAUUUUGAAUCGAUUCGUUUGUCGAUGUGAACCACAAGUGGGUUGUUUUGUUUUAUUUUGCAGCAAGAAAAUGCGAUCGGGGCAAAUGUGGUGUGAACCACGCUCCGAUGUCGAACCGAUCCAACAAUUCGGAUCAUAAACUGCUUUAUUUGUAAGUGGGAAUGAGGCCCUAGAAUCCUUUUCACACGUAUUGCUUUCAAGCCAAGUGUCACCCAUUCAACUUUGUGCAUUUCAAUUUCCUUGUGGAAAGUCCCACAAGUAUGUUCUGUUUCCAUGUUUGAAAUGUUUUCCUGGAAAGAACAGUAGCACAUUUUUUGAAUGAUGGGAGUCAGCCUGGAUGAGUUGCCAAAGGAUCUGAGGCCAGGCCAUGUUGGUGUCCAUAUUUUCGCCUAAACUAGAAAUCUCCUCAUUUCCUUUGUAGAUAGACUUGUGUCAAAUCGUUCUGGUUUCUAACCCACCUCCUUGGAUGGUUUUCUGUGCUCCUCAUUUAAAAGUCUGCAGGGCUGGUGAGAAGGCGAGGCGCAAAGGGAGCUUUGCUUUUACAGCCUGAAGGCUAAAGAGGAAGACCUCAGGAGCUGAAUUAAAUGGGCCAGACGUUUGCAAUGGAAUAAGACGCCAGAGUGGUUCACACCAGCCUUUCUCCAUUUAACUGCACUCUGGGUGUGUUGGACUGCAGUUCCCAUCAUCCCGGACUGUGCCAUUGAAGGUGAUGGACCUGGGGCAAUACAUGUAAACUACUGGAAAAGAGAUUCCAUCUAAACAUUAGGAAGAACCUCUUAAUGGUAAGAGCUAUUUGAUAGCGGAAGAUGCUGCCUUGGAGUGUGAUGGAGUCUCCUUCUUCAGAGGUUUUUAAACAGAGGAUGGAUGGCCAUUUGUCACAGCCUUCCAUCUUUCCCAGUGCAAUGACAGAGAAGGUCAACGAAUAGAGGAUUUGUGGCGAAGAAGCAGAUCUGAACAAGAAGUAGGAGUUUGGAAUAUAAAUUGCCUAGCCAGAACUUUAGACUUGACUGAAGCAUCCAUAGAAGUGUGUUGUCUUUCCAAAGAAGAGUUUGGUCAAAACUUUGGAAGUCUCUCCAGGUGCUGAAGUCACAAAGUCCUGGGCCUGAGCUUUACCUCUUUAAAGGGAACAUAGAAAUGUCACUUUGGCUCUGUUUCUGGAAGCCUUUCUAGGCUGCUCCUCAGCCAGCAAGAUUUCCAGUAUGGACAACCAAGGAACUCUUGAUAGCAAGACCUACCAGAGUGUGCAUAUCAACCAAGAACAUCGAAUCGCCAAUAUCCACAACUAUGGUGAAUGGAACGGAUGGGAUGCAAUCUGGGAUUAUCAGAAGGGCCUUUUUGCUACAAGGCUGUUUCGAAGCAGAGUUUGUGUGGUAGCCACCUUGGAUUUAGAGGUCUUUCCAAGUCUGGAGGUUCUCCACAGUUUUAAAGAGAAGCUGGGAAAAGGGACCCCUUCGACCUACGACUCAAUAUUCUUGGUUGGCAAGACCCACAUCCAAGACGUGGCUGAAUUUGGAAGUGCCAUUCAGCAGCUCUGUGGGACGGUUCCCACCUACUAUGCGUCCCAGGAACAAGUGGGACUUCCUCAGGGACAAAGCCUUCUACUCUGAGGCUUGCAAACUAAGCCUGCCGUUUGCAUUCCAGUGAUUGAUCACAAAGCAAAGCACGGUAGAUGCAAGAUACAGAGGUUGGUCUCAAAGGAGUUACAGGAUUUCUUUACAUGUGUAUCAUGAUAGAAUGAGAUUGUGAUUUUUACCUCGUAAGAAGCAAAAGCUGGACUCCAGAAGAAUCCCAGCAGAGCGAUGAUUACAGCCUGGAAGAGGAAACAACAACAUUCAUAUUGGAAAAGAAGAGUCCCCAUGACAUUCCUAUUAAAUUUGGGAUAAGAGGAAGAGGCCGCGGAGCAAAUGGAAUAAAACCCCAGAGACUCCCAACUUUUAUAUCUUGCCUGAGAACAGACCUCCAUCCCUUGCAGCUGAUGAUGCCCGACAAACUAGGAUUGAGGGAGUGGGUCAUGAGAUGCGACUGAGUUAAGUAAAGUUGAGCCAAAUUAAGUAUACUUAACUAAGUAUGUUGCUCUCAAGUCAACUGCAGCUCAUGGCAACCCAAAGGCGAAACUAUCGUGGGGUUUUCUUGGUGAGAUUUAUCCAAACCCUAUCUCAACCCCUUUGCUAAGGUACUUCAGUGUCCUCCGUCAUUGAGUCUCACCGUCUGCCAUGUGGUCUUCCUCUCUUUCUACCACUUCCCUCCACCUUUCCUAGUAUUAUUGUAUUGCCAUGUCUUCUCAUGAUGUGCACAAAGCAUGACAACCUCAAAUGUCAUCUUGGCUUCCGGGGAGAUUUCUGGCUUGAUCUGCUCUAGGU